Messenger RNA from Pseudocercospora fijiensis CIRAD86, 1198 nucleotides. RefSeq lists its product as uncharacterized. The record is from RefSeq and is a predicted model, not a curated record. The transcript has a single exon. Gene Ontology annotation, biological process: mRNA splice site recognition. Gene Ontology annotation, molecular function: mRNA binding. Gene Ontology annotation, cellular component: U2-type prespliceosome; U1 snRNP. NCBI's taxonomy places the organism in Eukaryota, Fungi, Ascomycota, Dothideomycetes, Mycosphaerellales, Mycosphaerellaceae. The coding region runs from base 99 to 977 and encodes 292 amino acids.
CAGACCGCUCGCAGCUACAUUGCACCUGGACAGAUCAAACACCGCCUCACAACACACCUCCACAGGCGACGCGACACUCACCCUCGCUGUCGGCCAAGAUGGCCGCCGAACAGCGCAAGCUGCUCGAGCAGCUCAUGGGCGAUACCAUGAUGAACGCGCCGGGCACACACAAGCAAGCCGCUCUCACCAUAACAGAUCCCAAAGUGUGCCGGUCUUACCUCUGUGGCGGAUGUCCACACGAUCUCUUCACGAAUACCAAACAAGACCUUGGUGCAUGCGACAGGGCUCACCAGCCAAACCUGCGAGACGAGUACCAAGCCGCUUCAGACGAGCAGAAGAAGACGUGGGGCUUCGAGUUCGAUUACCAACGAGAUAUUAGCAAAUACGUCAGCGAAUGCGACCGCCGAAUAGACGCUGCACAGAGACGACUGGAAAAGACACCAGACGAGAUUCGGCAGACCAACAAUCUACUGAAGGCGAUCGGUGACUUGACCAGGACCAUCGAGGCAGGCAUGGUUGAGAUCGAAAUCUUAGCUGAGCAAGGAGCCGUCAACCUUGCCGUCCAGGAGCACCACAAUCUGAAGCUGAAGAAAGUGCAAAAGGAGGAGCGCGAGCGAGAGUUGAAGGCACUGUCUGACACCUCUGGUCCUUCUGGGCACCAAAAGUUGCAAGUCUGUGAUGUGUGUGGCGCAUAUUUGUCGCGACUCGACAAUGACAGGCGACUAGCGGACCAUUUCUUUGGAAAGAUGCACCUUGGCUAUGCUCAGAUGCGAAAGGAAAACGACCGGUUGGCCAAAGAACUCAAAGGUCGGCGAGCACCAGAGCGACAAGAGCCUGUGGAUGACCGAAAUGGCUAUGACGACUAUGGAGGUGGCGGCUACGGCUCACGUGGUGGUGGUGGAGGAUAUGGUGGAGGCCGUGGUGGAGGACGUUCUUAUCGAGGUGGAGGCUAUAGCGGCAGAGGUGGCAGAUGGUAGACUCUGGGCGCCAGCUUUAAUUUAGAGCUGACGAGUGCUGCACAAUUAGCGAGGCGUAAGGCGAAAUGAAAGGAAUGCAUGCGAGAAAUGGCUCUUCUCAGUCUUCCUGAUAGACGAUCAGGAUAGCGAGAGCUCUAUGAAAUUUGAUGCUUUGCUCUUUGCCUGAUCUAUACUGUCUAGUCCGUAGGCCUGAUAUACAGCCUUUGGCCUGGUUACGGGGC